Molecule: messenger RNA, 2713 nt
Organism: Ostrea edulis (European flat oyster)
Lineage: Eukaryota; Metazoa; Mollusca; Bivalvia; Ostreida; Ostreidae
Product: retinal homeobox protein Rx1-like
Exons: 4
Coding region: 193-1059 (288 amino acids)
Biological process (GO): regulation of transcription by RNA polymerase II
Molecular function (GO): RNA polymerase II transcription regulatory region sequence-specific DNA binding; DNA-binding transcription factor activity, RNA polymerase II-specific
Source: RefSeq, a predicted model, not a curated record
CAACCAAUACAAGAAAUAAAAGAAUCAGAGGGAGUUGACAAGGUGGAAAUUUAUGGCCUUUUCUUUUAUCAUAUUUAAACAAUCGAUACAUGAACAUUGACACAUCCUUUAAUCUCCCAUUCAUUGUACACUGGGUUGUAUUGUAAAGAUAUUGAUUUCAUUCGAAUAGACAAUUUAGGAGAACAUAACAAAAUGUUAACGGAUGUUGAUGUUGCAAAAGAUGAUUUUUCCUCAGUACGACGAGUGACUCCACAUUCCAUUGAUGCUAUUCUGAAAUCUGAGAAGCCAAGAGUAGAAGAGACUCAAGACGGAGAUCGAACCAACAGCAGAGUCAAGCCCCCACACACGGACAGAACUGAGAACGGGGAAUUAGGGACAAGUACAUCGCCACCAGACUCCCCGCACAUGCCAGACACGAUUUCUAUUUCUGAAACUACGCUGAAACGAAAAUCCAGUUCACCAGAACCAGAUAUGAAUAUGGAUUCUCACAAAAAGAGGAGAUUCCGGACUACUUUUACUGCUGAUCAGCUAAAAUCAUUGGAAAACGUCUUCCGGGUCACACACUACCCAGAUGUCAAUUCCAGGGAGGAGCUGUCACACAAAACAGGUCUCCCAGAGGCCAGGGUACAGAUCUGGUUCCAAAACAGAAGAGCAAAGUGGAGGAAAUAUGAAAAGCUCGGUAACUUUGGCGGUCUGCAAGACCUGAAAGAAGUGAAUUAUGUUCCUGCCCCUAAAACCGCGACUUUCAGAGCCGACGGCACACCCUUGCCACUCCAGGUACCAAUACCAAAGAUGUACGAUGCUACAAAGAAAGAACCCGUUAGUGACGAUGAUGAAGCCACGCCCCUUAAUCUAACAAAAACCCAUGUGCCUUACUUCCCAUCCACAUUUCCGUUCUAUGGAAUGAAUCCCUUUGCAUAUGCAGCUACCUUGUCCAUUUUUGGAAAAUAUGGUUCACCAUUUCCAGAUCCAUCUCAACGCACAGGAAGUAUUACGUCACUCCGACUGAAAGCACGUGAGCACGAAGCAGCCCUGGGAAUGCAAAUUCCAUUCAAAUAGCAACGGAUUUUUAACUUCACAUUUUAUACACCCCUCCAUAUUUUUCCGAUGUUUGCCACAUGGGAGGCUAUUGUCUUCAUUUAGAUAUGCAGUUUUAUAUUUCAUAAAUUAUCUGUGAUAUACAUUAUAUACACAUAAACAAUUGUACCAUGUACAUGAAGCGUUUGGGUGUAAAAUAAAACACCGGAUGAUUCAUUUUGUGAAUGAAUUGAGAGCUUGCAUACCGAGAGCUGAACAAAUGAAAGUAUGUGCAGCCAUGUUCUGUAUAUAUAUGUGUAUGUAAUGACAAUUCAACUACAAUAUUUUAUUCAUAUUUUUAUUGUUUUUUAAUUUUUGCUAUAAUUACAUAAAUAUUACUGAAUGUUUGAAUACUUGUAUUCUUGAAUGAUCACUGAAAUGUUCUUUUCCUGUCUAUGGUGUCUUCUCUGUGGGGUGAUUAGAACUGGCCCGGGGGCUCAGGGGUCUGGGAGGAGGAGAGGCGUGGUCACUCACUUUGGUUCCUGUGUCACCGUUCCUUAUUUGUUGUUCUUCCCGCAACAACUGUAUGGGUGACACAAAAUAAAUGUAAGCAUGAUCUAUACAACACGCAUAAUAUUUCCCUUAACUUCGCAAGAUUUCGAACUCUUAGAAAUGAUGUUUUGUUUCCAGGUAUAAUAUAUCGAUUGCUAUUAUAUUUUCUUUUUGCAUAUAAAUCGACAAUUCGGACCUUUUAUCUAUAUUAUAGUACAUGUAAUCGGGGGAAAGGUGAGAUUAUGCUCAGUUACAGACGUCAGUUGCAGGUUUUUCUUGAUUUUUAACAUUUUGAUAUCACGUGCUUUCCCUAUGAAAUUCUGUACUUUUCACAAUAUGUCUUGUAAGUUUUACCCGAUUCCUGAUUCGUUUGUUGGCGGCAGCUAUUUGUUCCUUGUGAACAUCGUAUGGAUCCAGGUGCUUAUUCCUCCAGUAUUGGGGAAACUUUUCGAUCUUGGCCAUAUAUUUUUGAUUGACCUGAAAUAAAUGAUCACUUCCGUAUAUAAAACGAGACCUAUCUUUUCCUGAGAAUACAUGUAUGUAUCAUUGUCACGGAAUUCUGAUAAAUGUCUCUCAAUGUUUAGAUUGACAAAUUCAAUAAUGCGAGCUAGCGUUUGUUAUAGCUCUCUGGGAAAUAUCGGGAAAGACGUGGUCUGUUCCAAUAUUUUCCCCAGAGAGCCACAGAUCUGAGGAGAGCACUGUUAAUAAUCACACGUUGCAGAUAUUUUCCUAUUUUGAUAGUUGUGAAAUUUUAAGAUUUUUUCACAAUUUCAAUUAUAUAUAUAUAUAUUUUUUUUUUUUUUUACAAAAACUAUGUUGAAAUGUAGAUAAAAAGCGACGCUGGCUUUUGAAAAAAAUGCCUUUUUCGGUUUAUCCUGCAUAAGCGCGGGUAAAUUUGAGAUCAGUAUGAAUGGUUUCAUAAUUGGCUGAUGCAUGUAAAUUCUUGAGAACGGAAUUUUGUAUGAAUUUGUAUGAAUCUUUUGUAAAAUAAAAAAGAGAGUUUGACACAUUUAUUUGUUCCCAUUUUAUCAUGAAAAUCAAAUCGAACUAUAGAUUCAACCUUGGCUUAUAUUAAGAUGAAUAUGAAAGUUGCCUCGUACAUGAUUUGUAUGAAUCUUUUGUAAAAUAAAAAAAAAAGAGUUUU